AUGGACGAAUUCUACAAUUAUCAUGAAUACGCUUGCCCGGAAAAUGAUAAUAUAAUAAUCACACACCAUCCUAAUCCAUAUACGUCUGAUGGAACACGUGUUGUUCGAAUCCCACUACUACCUGAGCCUUCCUAUCCGCAAUUCAGCACCCAGUUACCUGGGAAUGAGCCUGCAGCAAUACCAAGUGAUGCUAAUCAUUUUAGGGGGAUAUACACAUGGAAAGGGCAACACUUCGGAAUGGGGUCGAUUUCACCACUAUCGAAUUACAUUACACGAGCUGAAUUUGAAAGUAUUGUCACUAAAAUCAAUAGCCUAUUAUGGGAGAGGUUUGGGAAUACAUGGUUCAACUUCUGGUGGGUUAUUAUCAACAUGCUUAUGUACGACUUGCCAAGGGGUAGUGUUCGAAUAUGGACGUUCCUCACGGGCACUAAAGACAAGCUUGAGAGCUACAUCAAUGAAGUUAAUAAAAGGUUUGAUCGAGAAGAUAGAAACAUAAGGAUAGUUUCACCCGAGAAAAACGGGUUUGUAAGUUUGGACUGGAUAAUACCUAGCCAAGCUGCUUGA
Molecule: messenger RNA, 564 nt
Organism: Pichia kudriavzevii
Lineage: Eukaryota; Fungi; Ascomycota; Pichiomycetes; Pichiales; Pichiaceae
Exons: 1
Coding region: 1-564 (187 amino acids)
Source: RefSeq, a predicted model, not a curated record